AUGUUUGUGACUCUGAAAUGUACUCCGAACAUUCCAAUAAUCGCUAAAUAUUUGGCGACCGUUCCCGGGAUAAAAAGGACCACGAAAAAAACUCUCUGCUACCUCGGCCGACUCAUCAAAAUUCUCGUGGUGGCUUUGGACAAAGAUACAAUGAGAUUUGCUUCGGCACUGGCAUUACUAACGGUGUCGUCGCUCUACCAAAGACUGGCGGUACGCCGAGGAGAAUUUACGGCUGGCGCUUUGGAGCAGCCGGGACGGAGGCGGUCUCAAAGAGUCGGAGCAGCUCACCUUAAACUGGAACACUUCAGCGUGAAUACCAUAUCACUUUCAUCAAGCGCGGCACUCGAUGAGAAAGAAUCGAUCGGGUAUGAGGAGAAUGUUCCAUCUUCAAUAAUCAACGCCCUAGGGGAGUUCGACCCUGGCGGUGGUUCCACUGAUGUCCCGUCAGCCGUUCCCUCGAAAGUUUCCUCAGACUCACCUUCUGAUACUCCAAGUGAUACUCCGCAGAGGAUCAUACCCACCUUUGCGUCAAGUAGUUACCCUUCAUUGGUUCCCACCAUGUCAACGUCGGAUGUCCCGUCGUCGCUUCCGUCUGAUGUUCCGUCAACAGUACCAUCGGAUGUCCCGUCGUCGAUUCCGUCGGAUGUGCCGCCCACCACACCAUCGGAUAUUCCUUCUUCAGUCCCCUCCGACGUGCCGUCUACCAUACCGUCGGAUGUCCCUUCGCUUUUUCCGUCUGAUGUACCGUCCACUAUACAAUCGGAUUUUCCUUCUUCAGUCCCCUCGGACUUGCCUUCCACCAUACCGUCGGAUGUCCAUUCGUCGAUUCCGUCUAGUGUUUUGUACUCUAUACUAUCAGAUGUUCCUAAUUCUCUCUCAUCCGAAGUACCUUCAGAACUUCCAUCUUAUAUGCUAGCAAACGUACCUUCAUUCAAGCCAUCGAAUGUUCCGUCAUUUUCAAGUAUACCUUCAGCUAUCCCGACAACAACCAGUGAAAUUUUAACUUUGGCAAUGUCCAAUCUUCCGUCAAGCCUUCCCUCCGGCAUGAUGUCUGUACCAUCUGAUCUUCCUUCAAUUACACCGUCAAAUGCGGUGUUGGUAACAUCGAAAAGCCCAUCAAAAAUGCCAUCAAAUGCAACAUCAACGCCACCCUCCCAAAAUCCCAGCAGAACGCCAAAUGGCUAUCCCUCAUUCCGUCCAGAUCCUUGGCCCACACAACUCCCGAUUUCAAAAAUGCCCACAGCAUCACCUUUAUUUGCACCCACUUUUACCCAGAAUGAAGGCACUUGCGAUGGGGAUGGCUAUACUUUGAAUCCCUCUCAGGCUACGUUUCUUGCUCAAAACGAUCGUGAAGCGGACAAAAGGAUUGUUUUCAGCUACGAACUUCAUUUAUCAGAGAAUGCGACAGAAGCCCCAAUUAUUAUCGAAAGUGUCGAAAGGCGCAUACUUCAGGCCGUCCUAGGGGGUUACUGUAUCACUGGAGACAUGCGCAGGCUACAAGUUGCCCCCGUCUUCGACUCCAAUCCUCCAGAUUUUCCGGUUGGCUCUUGUGGCGACAAAUGUACCUUGGUAUACGGCUGGAUGAUGGCAACUGGGGAAGAUCCCGGCCUCUUUUGCAAGGUGAAACAAAUUAUUUAUGACUCUAUCAUCAGUGGCGCGUUGGAGGAUGUUGAUGGUGUCAGCGAGCUUGUUUAUAAAGAGGUUCGCGUAGCGCCUUGCUAUGUCUCGGUGGAUGGCCCACCGGGCGGUUCCAUUAGUGCAGUUGAAGGUAGUCGAUCCCGUCAAUCAAGUAACUCGGAUUCCUCACCAGUGGGGUUUGUAGCCGGAAUUUCCCUUUUCGCUGCUUUUAUUGUUUUUGCAGCGGCCGUGCUGGUAAUCAGAAAACAACAUCGCUCCAGUGAGGAAGCUAAUGUCCAGAAUCGCAGUGACAUCUCCCCGGAUAUUUAG
Molecule: messenger RNA, 1947 nt
Organism: Phaeodactylum tricornutum CCAP 1055/1
Lineage: Eukaryota; Bacillariophyta; Bacillariophyceae; Surirellales; Neidiaceae
Exons: 2
Coding region: 1-1947 (648 amino acids)
Source: RefSeq, a predicted model, not a curated record